Messenger RNA from Penicillium digitatum Pd1, 2211 nucleotides. RefSeq names its product F-box domain protein. Gene Ontology annotation, biological process: SCF-dependent proteasomal ubiquitin-dependent protein catabolic process. Gene Ontology annotation, molecular function: protein binding. The record is from RefSeq and is a predicted model, not a curated record. Gene Ontology annotation, cellular component: SCF ubiquitin ligase complex. Lineage: Eukaryota; Fungi; Ascomycota; Eurotiomycetes; Eurotiales; Aspergillaceae.
AUGGCCUCUCAAGUAUCGGAUGAGAUCCUACCCUCUCCGGGGAGGACCUCCCUGAACAGCACGCCCAAUUCGGCAGGCCAGAUCCCAAUAGAGCCACGGCCGAAGCUCAAGGGUCGUCGGAAGUUACUGCAGAGUCUCCAACGCAUGUCUUCUAGCCCGACACUCACCCGCCGCGGACGCUCAUCAUCAACCAAUGGCUACCGCCGAGACCAUAAGGCCUCUCUCUCGUGUGUUUCGCUAUCGUCGCCUUCCUACUCACCCUGUCUGGGAAAUGGAAGUUCCUCUCAGCUCUAUGGCGGCCUCAAUCCCCGGCCAGCUGCCCCCGGCUGCCCUAGUUCUCUCGGCGAGCUUCAGGGAACCAACGCUCGCAUCCGUUUGAGGGACACUGAUGGACCUGGUUUCGCUACGCCUCGCACCGUGCCUUUACCCUUUGACGUGGGGCCAGCAUCGUAUGGAUCGCCACGGACAGCGACGCCAAUGGGAGUGAAGUUGGAGGAGGCCAUCCAUCCAGAAACCCAGCCGGCCAGAUCUCUUGAUUUCUGGCGCGAUAUGCCACAAGAGCUUAAGGUGCAGAUCUUUCAAUACCUCACCCCGCAAGAAAUUGUCUGCUGCUCUGCUGUGUCCAAGACGUGGAAUGAAAUGUGCUACGAUGGACAACUAUGGUCUAAGGUUGAUACGACUGAGUACUAUUCUAAGAUCCCGAGUGAUGUUUUGGUCAAGCUAAUCACUUCUGGUGGUCCGUUUGUUCGAGACCUCAAUCUCAGAGGCUGCGUUCAGAUGCAUGAGAAAUGGUCAUCGGAUGGAGAACGCAUAUCGGAUCUGUGUCGGAAUGUCGUGAAAUUCUCGCUUGAGGGUUGCCGUAUUGACAAGGCAUCCAUUUAUUCUUUCCUCCUUCGUAAUUCCCGUUUGCAAUACAUCAAUCUUUCUGGUCUAUCAAGUGUCACAAACUCGGCCAUGAAAAUUAUUGCACGGUCUUGUCCACAACUUGAGACAUUAAAUGUUUCUUGGUGCAGCAAUGUUGAUACCACAGGUCUUCUUCGGAUUGUCAAGUCCUGUGGGCGGUUGAAAGAUCUUCGGGCCAGCGAAAUCCGUGGAUUUAAAGAUGAGAAAUUCACAUUGGCCCUGUUCGAGCGCAACACAUUGGAUCGCUUGAUCAUGAGUCGUACUGACCUGACCGAUCAGAGCCUGAAGAUGCUAAUCCACGGCGAGAACCCUGUUAUGGAUAUCUUGGCCGAUCGGCCUAUCGUUCCACCUCGAAAAUUCCGUCAUUUGGAUUUACAUCAAUGCCCCGAAGUGAGCGAUCAUGGACUUAAAAGCCUGGCCCAUAACGUACCAGACUUGGAGGGCCUGCAGGUUUCUCAAUGCUCUGAUCUAACCGAUGUAUCCGUCAUGGACGUUAUUCGCACGACGCCACACCUGUCGCAUUUGGAACUGGAGGAUUUGGAUAAAUUGACAAACAGCACCUUGGUGCAGCUGGCUGAAUCUCCAUGUGCCCAACACUUGGAGCACUUAAAUAUUAGCUACUGCGAAAGUCUCAGCGACACGGGAAUGCUUCGAGUAAUGAAGAACUGUCCAAAACUACGAUCCGUCGAAAUGGACAACACCAGAGUGUCAGAUCUGACCCUGAUGGAAGCCAGCUUCCGUGUCCGCCGCCGUGGGUACAGCGACGAGCUCCCCCAAGUUGGACUGCGACUCAUGAUAUUCGACUGCAUCAAUGUCACUUGGGCAGGGGUCAGAGAAGUUCUCUCCAGCAACGCAUACAUUCCCCGCGCCUCCCGCAAACCCAUUUCAACAGUGGUGACCGUGACACAACCAUCAGACACCAGCUCCUCCCCAGCGACAAGUACCUUCGUCACUCCAGCCUCCUCCCUUUCGCCGUCGCCAGCGCCAACCUAUCCCAACGAAAUCAUCCAACUCAAAUGUUUCUACGGUUGGCAGAUGACUGUCGACGAACACACGAAACGUGUUCUGCGCGGCGAUCUCGCCGCUGCAUCCCGGCUGGACCGGAAAUGGGCCGAUUACAUGGUCGCUACCGAGGAGGCUGGCGUCGCUGGUGCUGGUGCCCGCCGACGUCGACGUCGUGCCCGUGAAGCUGAGCGUCUGUACAAUGAAUACGGAGGCGAGAACGAUGUUUACGGUGCAGGCGCUAUCACUGCUCUUGGCGGGAAUCGCAGGCGAGCCCAGAGCGGUGGCAGCUGUAUUGUCAUGUGA